Messenger RNA from Drosophila ficusphila, 2195 nucleotides. RefSeq names its product mitochondrial import receptor subunit TOM40 homolog 1 (gene Tom40). Gene Ontology annotation, biological process: protein import into mitochondrial matrix. Gene Ontology annotation, molecular function: transmembrane protein transporter activity. The record is from RefSeq and is a predicted model, not a curated record. Lineage: Eukaryota; Metazoa; Arthropoda; Insecta; Diptera; Drosophilidae. Bases 260 to 1291 code for a protein of 343 amino acids. Gene Ontology annotation, cellular component: mitochondrial outer membrane translocase complex; mitochondrial outer membrane. The transcript is spliced from 4 exons.
UUGUAAGUUAUUAUUUUGCACAAAUCCGUUCUCUAACUUUAUUUUCUUACGCUUUUGUGAGUGUGCAACAAUAGCUUUUAAAAAUUCCGCAUAAAUAUUUAAAGUCCCGACAGUCUGGCAACACCCAAGGCGCGACAAUAAUCGAAGCUUUUUAUCAACGGCCCAUCUGGUCACGCUGUUUUUUUUGCCGUAACUCACAAGAACGCACGAUUAGCGCGUGCAGCUUGAAAUUACAUAGAUUACAUCGGGAUUUUUGAAAAUGGGCAACGUGCUAGCGGCUUCAUCCGGCGCCCCAGGCGGUGGCGCCUCAAAUCUGGGCCUCGGCCUCCCGGAACCGGCUGUCCUGCCCUCCGAUUCCGGCUCGCCGUCCGGUUCGUCUUCGUCCGCCGUAGGCUCUUCAUCCUUCGCCGACAAGGAUGCGCCACUGGAGAACCCCGGCACCGUCGAGGAGCUGCACAAAAAGUGUAAAGAUAUCCAGGCCAUCACCUUCGAGGGCGCCAAAAUCAUGCUGAACAAAGGGCUGAGCAACCACUUCCAGGUGUCGCACACCAUCAACAUGAGCAAUGUGGUGCCCAGUGGCUAUCGCUUCGGGGCCACCUACGUGGGCACCAAGCAAUACAGCCCCACGGAGGCGUUCCCUGUCCUUCUGGGAGACAUCGAUCCGUCGGGCAACCUCAAUGCCAAUGUCAUCCACCAGUUCUCCGCGCGUCUGCGCUGCAAGUUCGCCUCGCAGAUCCAGGACUCCAAGAUGGUGGCCUCACAGCUGACAACCGAUUAUCGCGGCAGUGAUUACACCGCCUCGCUGACGGUGGCCAAUCCCAGUAUAUUCACCAACUCCGGCGUGGUCGUUGGCCAGUAUCUGCAGUCAGUCACUCCAGCCCUCGCCCUGGGCGCCGAGCUGGCCUACCAGUUCGGUCCGAACGUCCCCGGCCGUCAGAUAGCCAUUGUGUCCGCCGUCGGCCGCUAUACGUCCGGCAAUUCGGUGUGGUCGGGGACCCUGGGCCAGAGUGGCCUGCACGUGUGCUACUACCAGAAGGCCAGCGACCAGCUGCAGAUCGGUGUCGAGGUUGAGACCAGCCUGCGAAUGCAGGAGUCGGUGGCCACGCUGGCCUACCAGAUUGAUUUGCCCAAGGCAGAUCUGGUCUUCCGAGGCGGAAUUGAUUCCAACUGGCACAUCUCCGGUGUUUUAGAGAAGCGUCUAACCCCAUUGCCAUUUACGCUAGCGCUGAGCGGACGCAUGAACCACGUCAAGAACAACUUCAGACUCGGCUGUGGGCUGAUGAUCGGCUAGGCCGGAUCGAGGGCAGCCGAACCACCCACUUUAGCCUCAGACCCCAAGCACACACAUCCAUUGUAACUUUUUCACAUCAUCCGCUAACAACAACAACAAAAACAACAACAAAGAGAUAUAUAAAUCUGCUAACAAACGUUUUUUAUGAUGAUCUGUCGCUUGUGUGUAUAAGAAAUGCCUUGCAUACCGAAAAGGCGGCCAGCAUGGAUCUGGGAUCCUAUGGAAUGGCUUUUCCUCUUUAAUCCAUUAUGUUACCAGUGUGCCACUGUUCGUCGUCCGUUGUCCGUCGCCAAACUUUUCCCCACUGACAGAGUUAUAUAGGCGGCGUUAAAAUAUUCCACAAUGAUUAUACAUUUAUUCACUCAAUACACCGAACAACACACACAUCCAAAACUACAACAUGAAACUGUCACCGUACAUUUUAAGUUGCUUCCUAAACGUACGCAUUUAUUUAGACAACCAGCUAUCUCCUCCGAACCAACAAACAAUAUAAAAUAAACAAAAAGCAGAGACAAACAAAUAAUAAAUGCGUAUGUAUGAGAUGUAUGUUACAAGCUAUCAAAUUGGUAACAAACUGCUUUAAGUUUAUAAUUUAUAAUUUUACAAUUAGCUGUAAUAACAAAAAACCUUGUUAAACCAUCUUUUAUUACCUUUAUGGCGCGAAAGCGAUAGGCAGAAUUCAGAAAGAGACGGCGCCGAAAUGUUGUGAGGGCAAACAAAAACCAAACAAAUCAAACUCCUUAAAAAAUAAAAAAAAAACCCAAACAAUAUGUUAAACAUGUGAAAUAAAUAAUUUACAUUGUAAUUUACCCGUUCCGAAACAAGAACCAUAAAACAACAAAGAUAACCAGAUGAUAAAUAAAAACAAAAUAGGUUUUAGAAUAAAUAAAACAAUUUAAAUAAA